Molecule: messenger RNA, 3805 nt
Organism: Seriola aureovittata
Lineage: Eukaryota; Metazoa; Chordata; Actinopteri; Carangiformes; Carangidae
Product: para-nitrobenzyl esterase
Exons: 10
Coding region: 135-1922 (595 amino acids)
Source: RefSeq, a predicted model, not a curated record
AAAAACAGAGAGAAAGGACAUGCGCGCUCCACCCAGAGCAAAAAAAGAAAAAGAAAAGAAAACUAAAGCCUAAACUUGAGUGUUUGGACUUUUCUCCUGCAUGAGUUGUGUGUGUGUGUCGGACAUGAGCGAAGAUGAAUGAGGACGCAUUCGAGGUCCCGGAGAGGACCGAGUACCGCUACCUGGUCCAGGAGGAGGACGAGGAGGAGGUGCAGUACGCCCGUCACAGACACUACAUCAGCCCCUUCCUGGUGCUCUCCAGACGCUGCAUCUUCUUCAUCUGCGUCGGCGUGCUCUCCCUGCUCGCCCUCGCCACCUACCUGGGCUACGUGGCCCAGACGCUGCCGCCGGGCGUCGCCCAGGUGGCGACGGACUGUGGAGAGUACAGAGGAAGACACAAAAAUGGCGCCUACUCCUUUAAGGGCAUGGCCUACGCCGCUCCGCCCCUUGGAAACCUGCGCUGGGCUCCUCCGGCUGACCCGGUGUGCAAGAGUGGGGUGAAGGACGCGGGCCGCUUCCGCAGCAUGUGCCCUCAGGUGCGUCCCAUGUCGAGCGCGGGGAAGGUGAUGGGCCAGGAGGAUUGCCUCUUCGUCAACGUGUGGACGCCCACGCUGCGCCCCGACGCCAAGCUGCCCGUCAUGGUCUGGAUCCACGGAGGAUACCUGCACAUGCUCAGCGGGGGAGAGCCGGGCUACUCGCCCACAGAGAAGCUCGCCGCAGACACGGGGAUGGUUUACGUCAGCUUCAACUACAGACUCAACGCCUUCGGCUUCCUGGCGCUGGAGAUGCUGAGAGAAGGUUCUCCGAGAAACACCUCAGGGAAUUAUGGCUUCCUGGACCAGAUCGCAGCUCUGAAGUGGGUCCAGAGGAACAUCCACUUGUUCGGAGGAGAUCCAGGGAAAGUCACCAUCUUUGGACAGAGCUCAGGUGGGACGUCGGUGUGGACCCUGAUGAUGUCCCCGCUGGCGAAGGGCCUCUUCCACGCGGCGGUGGACAUGAGCGGCUCGUACGUCUACAACGCGACGCUGGCGCAGGCCGAGUCCAGCAACCUGGUGUUCCUGAAGAAGACGGGCUGCAGCGACGCGACCUGCCUCCGGCGUCUUCCUGUCUCACAGGUGCUGCAGGCUGUGCCCUGGCAGGACUACCCCUCCUGGGCAGCAGAUGACGCGACAGAUCUCCCCACCAGAGGGCGCUUCGUCGGCCCCGUGGCGGUGGUGGACGGCUUCGUCCUGGAAGCUCCGCCUUUUGAGGUGUGGGAGAAGAAAGGAGACCACAGCGAUGUCCCGUUCGUCGUCGGGACGACGGAGCAGGAGGCGGACUUCAGUCCUCCGGCUGGAAACAUCUCCAUGUGGACCUGGGGGGACUACCGGUGGUUCGUGACAGAGAAACUCCGGUCCUUCAGCGAGAAUCUGACCACGGCGGCGUUGAACCUGUAUCCGAGCUCGGCCCGAUGUCCCACCAGAGACCGCUGUCCGGAGAGAGUGUACACCACCAUGGUGUCCGACAUCAGGGUCACCUGUCCCAACAACGACCUGGCCAGGAGGGCCGCAGCUGCUCUCGACAGCCCUGUGUAUCGCUACGUGGUGACGCACACGCCGUCCGGACCGGUCAACGUGUCUGGAGACGUGCUGCCGUUCCCCAGCCGCUUCUCCUUCCACUGCCUGGACGCCGUGGCUUUCUUCGGCGGUCUGGAGUCCGUCCUGGGGAAGCCGCUCUCUGACCACGACAAGAGCUUCCAGGAGCUCGUCACACGUCACCUCGUCGGCUUCGCCAAAACAGGUAAGAUGGGGAGCGAGUGGCCCGAGUACCCAGCAGCCAUUGCCCUCCUGUCCAACGAGCUGUCGUUGUCCCGGAACUACUCUGCUGCUCAGUGCGACCUGUGGAGGGAGAACGGCCUGUACGCCUACGCCUGGUCCAACUGAAGCGUCAUCAACGUCUCCGCUUUGUGUCAACGCCGAGGUGAACUCACGUAGACCAGAUCCUGUGUCACCCGGCUCAAAUCCUGCAGGAGCCAUCUUUAAAAAGUCUAAAAACCAGACAGGAAGUUGAACAUUUUAUUGGUUUCGGAGUUAUUGUUUAUUGUUUUGGAGUAAAAACUGUCAUAUUUGUGUUUCAAUAACUCAGUAACUCGUGCUUUUGGUUUUAUUUGUACAGACAGAUUUAAUUUUCUAAGGGAAAGUAAGUGAGAAGGUGUUUUUUGUUUAUGUUGUAAUUUGGGUGAAUUGACCCUUUAACAGUCGGGCUGCUGAAGUCACCGGGAGUCUGUCGAAGGUGUGAAGGAAACGACUGACAGUGAAUCACACGAUGAAGAAGAGAAGAAGAAGAGAUUAUUCCUGUGUCGGGUCAGAGUGAAGUGAGUCUGUAUGAAGAUCUCCGUCCAGAAUAUUUAGAUUUCUGAGUCGGCUGUUGAAUAUUUAUCUCGUCAUGUCUGGUAUUCUCCCGCCUCGCAGGGAUCUGCUUCAGGGAUUCACACACUCUUUAAAAGUUCAAAUCUUGUGUCUCAAUCUCGAAGAUUUCAGCUUCUGAGAAAUUCUGAAAUGAUGUACUUUUAUAUUGGAGCGUUGCCUGACCCAAGAUAUUCAGUGUGAUUAGAUUAAAUAUAACUUCAUUGAGGAACAUGCACCAGAACCAGAACCAGAACCAGGUUUAUUAUCAAGCAGGUUUUCACAUACGAGGAAUUAUCUUUGGUGUUUUGGUGCGAAACAAUAAACAAGAAGAAGAAAAAAGAGCUGCAGGUCAGAUACUUUAAAUAUGAACAGAAACAUUUUACAAUAAAAUAUUUACAAUAAAAAUGCGAAACCAGACAACGGUAGCUAAUGAUCCAAAACUCUUGAAUUGAACCUGAAGCGGUCGGGGUUCCUGGGGGUCCAGGGUCCAGCAGGUAAUCAGGUUUUAUUGACGUAACUCGUGGCCCCUGUUGGUCCCUGAACCCUGUUGUGGGAGCUGCCUUCAUGACCAGAUGUUGAACCGACCCUGACUUAAUAUAAUAUACUAGAUAAUGAGGUAAAUGUUGGACUGUUGACCUUCAGGUGCGUUUGUUUGACCUUUAAAGCACCUUAAACGUCGACAGGACGCGGCUUCACCUGGUUCCGGUCUCUGUUGAAAUGUCGACUCAAAGUGUCUCUGACAGAUUUUCUAAUAUUCUUGACAUGGAAAAAAAAAAAGCAGUUGACUAAAAGAAAGAAGGUUAAACUUUAAGGAGUCAUUGGGCCGAGCGCGGCGCAGCCUCGUCCUGUGGAGAAUUCGACUCACGAGGAGCUAAAAACAUGAGAAGAAGAUUCAGUUUGAUGCCUGGGAGAGUUGACGUGGAUUUUUAAAUUCAGGGAAAUGAAGUGGGGGGGGGGGGGGGGGGGGGGGGGGGGGGGGUGUAAGCUUGAUUUUUGUAGUAUUUCUUUUUGUUUGUUUCUGUGGAGCCUGUGAACGUGUCGGUGAAUCACAGUGUUUGUGUUGUGAAAGACUCAUAACCUCAACGCUCGGCCGCUCAGUCUUUGCACUUUCCUGUGAACGUAUGUUUUUGGUUUUUUUUACGUGAAUAUUUGAUUGUAGUCAGUCGAACCAAGUUCAUUCCACAUGUUUAUGAAGCUGCGUUUUAAUUCACAAAAAAAUUAUUUUCCUUUUAAACUGACCACUGUCAUUUUAUCAUCUGGUUGUUGUUAACAACUCGUGAGCUUUGCAUUGUGUGUGUGUGUGUGUGUGUGUGUUUUUUAAAGGUUUGCAAACAGUAAUUAUCCUUGAAUAUCAUGUUGUGUUGUGUGUUGAUUCACUUUAUCACUUUAUAUGUUCAAUAAAUUGACACCACAUUAAU